Molecule: messenger RNA, 4212 nt
Organism: Etheostoma cragini (Arkansas darter)
Lineage: Eukaryota; Metazoa; Chordata; Actinopteri; Perciformes; Percidae
Gene: gltpd2
Product: glycolipid transfer protein domain containing 2
Exons: 4
Coding region: 521-1438 (305 amino acids)
Biological process (GO): ceramide transport; intermembrane lipid transfer
Cellular component (GO): membrane; cytosol; cytoplasm
Molecular function (GO): ceramide 1-phosphate transfer activity; ceramide 1-phosphate binding
Source: RefSeq, a predicted model, not a curated record
GGAGCAAGUGUUCACUCGAACUGACUGGGAACAUAGUGCAUGUAUAGAAGAUGAAUCUGGAAGGAGGGGGGUUACUUAUGGACAAGCUGCUUUGGCACUGCAUUAUCAGCCAGUGGCUGCACACUCGGCUGAUCUCUGGACCCUCAGAUUGAGCAACACUGCAAGAGGCAGUCAGAAACAAAGGCAGAGUAGAAAAAAAAUACCUGAGUGAAAGAAAGCCAAAGGAAAACAAAAAAGAAAGUGCAACAACAGGCUGGGUUGUAACAGUGUUAUGAGGGGAAAAGUAAAGCUGUUAGAAUCAAACAUCGAGGCUCUGUGAGGUAUAAUGGUUGAGAGGACUUUUAAGGUUUUGGGGAGGAGUAUGAAAGAUUUGCCAGGACGGUGGGGGUCAGAGGCAGAGUAAUUGUGGUGACAGCCAGUGCAAGGGGACAAGGACUCAUGUGAGACACAGAGGAAUUAAAAUAUAGAGACACGGAGAAAGAACGGAUUGGGACUGGCAGACCCAAAACUGGACUUCAGUAUGGGUGUGAAGCGUAAGGCUGCUGCUGCUAUCUUAGUCCUGCUGCUGUUUCUCGGCUUCCAGUGGCUUCAGGGGGGUUUGGAUUACCAAUGGGAUUCUUGUUUUAAAAGUUAUAAUCAAGUGAAUACGCUUCACCAGUUGUACAACAGCAGUAGGCCCGAUGGGGCUGAGGGCCCACAGCCUUUGGAGGAGUGCCCUGGUCAGACCUUCCAGGUGUCACUGCUGCUCUCCCACCUGCUGGCUGCACCGGCCUACACAUCUGACGUGCUGCUGCAGCCGUAUCUGUCCAGCUGGGACGAGCUUGUGAGGUUUAUGGAAGCUCUGGGUCCAAUGGUGGGACUGAUAUCUAAAGAGAUAGAAAGCAAGACCUCUAUAAUCCGCGAACUGGCCUUGUUGGCAGAAGGGGACCCUGAAGCAGAGCUGGGGCCAGAUAUACACACAAUAAACAGUGUGAGCGUAAAACCUGGGACAAAGAAUAAUCAGGAGCACACUGGGGGUUACCACUCUGUACGCUCCAUGAUCUGGGUAGAGCUGAACCGAGGACAAGUGGAUUUCCACCACCAGACGGACUCUGGAUGCCGAACUCUUCUGCGUCUGCAUCGUGCUCUGCUUUGGCUGAAGCUCUUCCUGGAGAAGCUGGCUGAGACACCGGGGGCCGGCCGGCUGAAGAGCCCUUCAGAGCUGUGUCGCGAGGCCUACACGAGCACCCUGGCCAACCACCACACCUGGUUUGUCCGCAGGGCCGCGGAGCUGGCCUUCAUUGCAAUGCCAGAGCGGGGUUUCUUUUUCAAGCUAGUGUGUGUACAGAGCCAGGAGGAGCUGGGCACAGUGCUCAACAGAGUGGUUCAGGCCAUAGGAGAAGUUUAUGAUAGGACUCAGAAAGCCCUGGAAGAAAAUGGCAUGCUGAACUUGCCAUAGAAAAGGGGGCUAUCAGACCAUAUUUCCACUGUCCUCAUGAUGUCCUGGGCAUCUCACAUAAACUUCUAGCUACAAACAUAGCGUAACCUUCGCAAGGUAACAUGAAUGGACUUCUUCAGCUACAUUUCAGAUGUGACAUGUUUUGCCCUCCCGACCAAAGUGCUGCGUCAACAAUCACCCGAUACCAAAAGUCUGCUUUUGGUCUGUAGACAUUCCUUAUCAAAUUUUAUGAGAUCAUGUUGAUAAUGCAUCUAGGAUGACUAAACACAUACUGUGAAUUAUUUAAGCAGGUGCAGACUAUAACAUGAACACUAAAGCAACCCAUUGCAACAACCCUGAAGCAUCUGUAAUGUUCUUGACACCCAUGAGGAGAUGACAGCUUGCAUCAGAUUGUACAGUUCAUGUCAUUGCGCCUACACCCACCCAUAUAUAAUUUUUUUUUUAUAUUCAAAAUUAUGUUGAAAAUGACUGCUGUCUUAAUUGUAGUUUAUUGUAGUUAAUGCUUGGUGAUUUAGUGUGCUACCUCAAAACUGGCUAGUUCUAGAUGCCUUGUAGCCCUUAAAUCUGGGACCAAUCCUGAUUAAAGAAGCAUUACACUAUGAAUAAACAUGCUCUGAACAAAGAACAAUAAGUUGCUUCACAGCAACAGUGGUGUGAGGCUGGAGAAUCAAAUUGUCUGUUUUAUUUUGUAAUUUUUUGUAUCUUGUUCGAAAUGAUUAAAGAGAGAAUCAAGUUGCCUAUUUUCUAAUGUAGUCGGGUCCAGUAAUGUGAUAACAUUGACGUUUAAAUGCCACUGAACUGUGUAAUGUUACCUUCCAACAGAGGUUCCAGUGUUCUGCUGCAGACUAAGCUUCACUUUCCCAACAUCAUGGUGGAUAUAAUCUGCUCUGUGGGGAUCUCUUACCUGGACACAUUUGAACCCAAAUACACAGGUUUUAGCAUCCAAAUACAAAGGCUGUUCCCCUCAUAACAUCUAUUUGUUUGUAAGAAACGUUAAAUGUAUUAAACAUUAGCAAAGAAAUUACUGAUCGGAAAACUAUCAAAUUGUUUCGCAAAUUAUUCAAGACUGUAAUAUGUAGAAUGUGUGUGUGACAGAGAGAAUACAAUGUGUAAGUAUUAGUCACCGGUACUUCUCUUGAUCGGACUAUUUUAAAACCACAAAUACCUCUAAUGCCACGUAAUCUCUCUCUUUUUCCUGGAGAGUGCUCUUUCUUUCUAAGCAGGAGACAGCGGAGAAAGGAGAGAUAAGGUUAGAGGCUGAAGCCACGGAGUGAACAGGAGACAGGAGCUGGUUGAAGGUCAGUGAGCGGAAGUACACUUCGGCUGGGAUUUUGUCAAGCAGUUGGCAGCAGACUAAAACAACUCCCAAAGAGGAAAAAAAAUGCUACCUGAAACAGAAUUCACACAUUUCCGAGCUGGGUUGAACUGAAUAUCACUUGAAUCCUACCAAGACAUCAAUCUGUGACCUUUGACAUGUCAUUUGUGUAGGAGGAUGACAUGUUGAAGAUGGUAUUCACUUCCUCUUUAUACUCUUUUAAAUUAAAGUCCAGACAGUCUCACUCGUUCAUACAUAAGAACAUAGAGUAACCUCUACACUUUUUACCUUUCACUUGUUACCGUGUACCAGUAUGUGCACACAGGUUACCUCUGGUGUCCACUGGUGCUAUAGGCUGUGAGGAUUAUGGUGAAUGAGAUUACUUUAGAUUAUAUCUACCUGACUAUGCUUGACACUGGCUGGCUUCUUUUUCUGUCCCUUACAAUAGCUCUAACACAUUUGACUACAUUUUGGUUGAUAACAUGCCACGAUAAAAGGAUCCACAUUGGCAUUAUGGCCAUUUGGCUUUAAUCUUAGUGUCUAAGGCAGAGGCAAAAAUUAAGUAUGAGUCCGGGUUCCCUUAAAUGACAUUUAUUUAUUUCUCUAUCUUGGUUUGCAGUAAACAUGAGCAAAAAUAUACAUACAGUAAGAGCAAAAAAUAAAGAUACUGAAUAGAAUUAUCAUCCUUUUGGAGAAAAAAAAAAAGAGUAUCUCAACAAAUUUCAUGGAUUUCUUUUAUUAAACUAUCCUUACACCACAGAAUUAGGCAAAAUUAUGAUUUAAGACGAGGGGGUUUGGUGGGGAAAAUUAGUUUUUUAAAAGUUAUUACUUGUAUGAAACAUAAACAAGUAGACUCUCUGACAUUUGCAUUAGACCGUUUUGUAAUUUUGUUCUGAAAAGUUGCUGAAGGUUUUGCACUUGAAAGUACUCUAAAAGCUCUCUGUGACAUAUUCACUAUUAAUUUACCGUGAAUGUCUGAAUUUUGAAACAAUAGAUCCCAGUGUUCAGAGGCUUUCAUUGCAAGCUUUAUAAGAUCAAUUUUAGCAAGUAAAAAGGACUCAAACAAUGACAAAAAUAUUUCUAAAUAAAAAAAACUAAAACCUUUCCAACCAAAUUGUUGACAUUUUGCUAUUUGUUGAAAUAAAUAUUGAAAACCUACCAGGUAGCUCCCACAUGAUACAACCCAAGCUUAUAAAUUCUCUUCUCUUUACAACAAAGUAGCAAUAAAAUACUCUUUUAUAAAUAAAACACUUUUUUAAAUAUAAUACCAUCAUGAUAAUGCACAAUGGCAAAAUUGCCUGACUGCAAUCUGCCUGAUCUGUACGUUUCUUUCUAUUUCUUACUUACUUUUGAUCAUACACUGAUUUUGUGUUACAGACUUUUUUUAACUACAUCAUACAGCCACACAAAAAGUAAAUAUAUUGCUUUUUGAGGAUAUCUCCAAAUUCUCACAGAAAAA